AUGCUGCUGACGCGCCUGUGCCUGUUGUCCUACCGCUGGCUCGCCGUGGCUCUAGCCAUCCUCCUCGCCUCCUCCACCGUCACCCUCGCUCACAGCACAACUGUUGAGCACGACUUCCACAUCGUGCACAACGUCGACAACAGAAGUCCAGAGAUAGACCCCUUCUGGUACGUGGGCCGAGGGGUCCGUCCCAUCGGGCGCUUCGGGAAGCGGCACAGCGGCUUGGUGUCGCUGGCCGGCCGCUCCCUGGAGCCCGUGCUCAGCUCCCUGGAGCUCCUCCUCAACACGCUACGCAACAAGGACGACCCUGGGAAAUCACGCAUGGAGCAGGGCCGGGAUUGGCUCCCUUGA
Gadus chalcogrammus (walleye pollock) is the source of this 351-nucleotide messenger RNA. RefSeq names its product prolactin releasing hormone 2 (gene prlh2). Bases 1 to 351 code for a protein of 116 amino acids. Gene Ontology annotation, molecular function: hormone activity. The transcript is spliced from 2 exons. The record is from RefSeq and is a predicted model, not a curated record. NCBI's taxonomy places the organism in Eukaryota, Metazoa, Chordata, Actinopteri, Gadiformes, Gadidae.